UGUAUAUCGUUAUCAGUGCGGUAACACUGUCAUGUACAUAUUUUUUUGGCCUAAUUAAUGAAGAUCUUAAUAGUCAAAUAAUCAAGAAUAUUUGAUCAUUGAAAAACCAUUUUACCAAACCACCAACCCCCGCACCGGAUUUAUUUUUUGAAAUGGCUAAACCUUUUCCGGUUAGUUUGUAUUCUGGUACUGAUAGUAUAGAAGAGGAGGAAGUGGAGCCCAAAUUUAAGUACCAACGUCUUGCAAACGAUUUGAAAAACUUACUUAACGCUGAUGUCAUUACCUGCGCUGCUGUACAUUUAAAGUUUCUUAUAUUUGGCACUUUCCGAGGGCGCGUCUAUUUAUUUGACCAUCAAGGAAACUCUGUCAAUUCGAAUCUGAGCAAUACCGACCGCCACCAUCAGGUUGCAGUUAACUCUAUUGACGUAGGUCCUAAGGGCGAGUGUGUGGCCACAUGCUCCGACGACGGGAAAGUGAAAAUAACCGGUUUUUUUAACUGCGAUAAUAAUAUGGAUUUAAGUUUUGGCAAAUUUAUAAAGGCCGUUGCUUUGGACCCCGAUCCUAGGGCUCGCCAUAGGCGAUUCAUAGUGGGCGAUGACAAACUCGUCUUGUACGACCGAAAUCUCCUUAAGAAUCUUAAAGCAACUGAGCUAUGCUCAGUCGAAGGCAAUGUUCUGUCGAUCUGCUGGCAUGGCAACUUGGUUGCUUGGGCGAGUCACUUAGGUGUCCGUGUCUACGAUUUAAAAGGCAGAUGUUCGCUUGGGUUAAUUAAAUGGGAGGUUCCUGCCCAGGAGUGCCUAGAAAACUAUCACUGUCAUCUACGAUGGUCCAACGAGUAUACUCUGUUAAUCGGCUGGGUAGACACUAUACGAAUUUGCGAAAUUAGCAAGAAAAAUUCUGUCGAAACUUCAGCUAGUAAUCUGCCUGGUUACAUAGUGGAUCCAGUCUCAACACUUCAAACUACUUUCUACAUUUGUGGACUUGCUCCACUAACUGCCAAACAAUUAGUAGUCCUUGGCUAUCGCAAAGAAAGGAGCCCUUCUUUCAAAGCUCUGCGUCCUGUGUUGUGCGUUAUUGAAUACAAAGUGAAUAAUAGCGAAGAGAUCUGUACAGAUAGUUUGACUUUGCGGGGCUUCGAGGACUACACCGUAAACGACUAUAGUCUGGGCAGCAUAAUCGAAGAGAAUCGCUUUUAUAUUGUGGCCCCCAAGGACAUUGUGGUAGCUAGUCUUAUUGAAAAUGACGACCGGUUGGAGUGGUUGAUUAAGCACAGAAAAUUUGAGGAGGCACUAGAACUGCUUGGCACGCAUGGAGGUAGCGUUCCCAUUCACUCCGUUGCCAGACUAUACAUUAGUCAUUUACUGGCGUUAAAGCAAUAUGAGGGCGCUGCCAAACUUUGUCUGCGAAUGCUGGGAAAUAACAAAGUUCUUUGGGAAGAAGAAGUUUUCAAGUUUGUAAAGUGUCAGCAGUUACGCUCUGUUAGUGCUUAUCUGCCGACAUCCGACGAAUGCAAACUCGAUCCCCACGUGUACGAGAUGGUUUUGUACGAGUUUCUGAAAUUCGAUGUAAGCGGUUUUCUAAAUCUUGUUAAGGAAUGGCCGCCUCACCUGUACGACGGCCUGGCUGUUAUUAACGCCAUUCACGAUAACUUUCGGAAGCAACAUGCUAGUCAGUUGCUCGAAUCCCUGGCUCUUCUAUAUUCGUAUCAGGGUGAUUUCGAAAGUGCCCUCCGAAUGUAUCUAAAGUUACAGAACAAGGACGUCUUUCAAUUAAUACGCCGUUAUGAGCUUUACGAUGUCAUUCCAAAAUUAAUUAUUCCACUAAUUCAAUUGGAUCGUGAACGUGCCUUUGAAAUACUACUAGAUAAGAACAAGAUAAGGACAGAGGUCGUUGUUCAUCAGCUGGAGCACAGUCAAGAGUAUCUAUACUGGUAUUUGGACUCUUUGCAAAAAGUGGAUGCCUGUAACGCAUUUCAAAGUAAACUGGUUUCCUUGUAUGCAAAAUAUGAUCGAAACCAACUUUUGCCCUUUCUUAUGCGUUCAAAGGAAUACGUAAUUCUGGAGGCGUUGGCCAUAUGUAAAAGGGAAGGUUUUUACCCGGAGAUUGUCUACUUACUGGGUUGCAUGGGCGGAGUGGAAGCGGCCGAAGCUUUAAAUAUCAUUAUUCAUAGAAUCAGUGACAUAGAAAUGGCAAUCGAGUUUUGCAAGGAACACGAUGACAACGAUCUAUGGCAUCUGCUUAUCAGUGAAACUACCAAACAACCCGAAAUUGUGUCCAAAGUCUUGGACGGUAUUGUGGACUAUGUGAACCCCGCGGUGGUCGUUAGUCAAAUCGAAAUGGGCCGGACUAUUCCGAACUUGCGGAAAUCGCUUAUUAAAAUGUUGUGGCACUACAAUCUCCAAGAGCAAACAAUAUCUACCGCCCAAAAGAUUCAAGUGAAUGACAUUUUUGAUACCCACUCCGAGGUGGUUACAUCGCAAAGACGUGGUCAGCAAGUAUCUUGCGAACAACUUUGCCUUUUGUGCCAACGCCCAGUAUUAAUAAAAAAUGCUGUUUAUAAUUGUAUCAUCGGAUUUAAAUGUGGCCAUGUCUUCCAUAAGUCGUGCAUGCUGGGCGUUCCUGCCAACAAACGCUGCAGAGAGUGUAAGCUGUGGGCCCCCGAUCUACCUUUGGAAGAUUAAGUUAAUAAUGACUCCAUACCUGUUGUCUUAUCCUUCUCUGUUAAAAGAUUCUGAAGAUAAAGAAAAAGCUGAAAAAAGGAAAUAUCUUAGAGAUAAAUGAUAAUCUAUGAUUAGAAUAAAUAUUAUAUAGUUAUAUUUGCGUCAUGCUCCCCCAGCCCAAACCACAUGAAAUAAAAUUAAUAAAAAAUA
Molecule: messenger RNA, 2870 nt
Organism: Drosophila suzukii
Lineage: Eukaryota; Metazoa; Arthropoda; Insecta; Diptera; Drosophilidae
Source: RefSeq, a predicted model, not a curated record